This is a messenger RNA of Oppiella nova, 813 nucleotides long. The record is from the annotation of a GenBank genome assembly. Lineage: Eukaryota; Metazoa; Arthropoda; Arachnida; Sarcoptiformes; Oppiidae.
AAGGGCUCUGGAGAGCCAUUGUCUCCCUGGCACGACAUCCCUCUGUUUGCCGAUGAGGGCAAUCGCAUCUACAAUAUGGUGGUGGAGAUCCCGCGCUGGACUAACGCUAAGAUGGAAAUCGCCACCAAAGAGCCCCUCAAUCCCGUCAAACAGGACAUCAAGAGUGAUAAACUGCGUUACGUUCGCAACUGUUUCCCUCAUAAGGGCUAUAUCUGGAACUACGGCGCUAUCCCCCAGACCUGGGAGGACCCGAAACACUUGGAUGAGGCCACGGGUUGUAAGGGAGACAACGACCCGAUCGAUGUGAUCGAAAUCGGCUCACGAGUGGCGCUCAGGGGAGAAGUGAUCCAAAUAAAGGUGUUGGGAGUGAUGGCGCUCAUCGACGAGGGGGAGACCGACUGGAAGGUGAUUGGGAUCGAUGUUCGGGACGCGUUGGCUGACCAACUGAACGACAUUCAAGACGUAGAGAUGCUGCUGCCGGGGCUCAUACGCGCCACUCACGAGUGGUUCAAGAUCUACAAAAUUCCCGACGGAAAGCCGCCCAAUGAGUUCGCAUUCAAUGGUGAGCCCAAGAAUCGGGAGUUCGCCGAGAAGACGAUCGCUGAGACACACAAAUACUGGAAAGAGUUGAUCGCCACGUCUUCGGCAGAAGAACUGGUCUUAAAGAACACUACUUUAAACAACUCCUCAAAGAUUGAUAAUCAGAAUGCAGUGGAAAUCAUAAAUCAAAGGCAAGAGUCGGCCAAAUCGGUGCCAAAGCCUAUCGACGAUCAGACGGCUAUUGAUAAAUGGUAUUACAUUACACUACCAUAA